This is a messenger RNA of Quercus robur (English oak), 953 nucleotides long. RefSeq lists its product as uncharacterized. The record is from RefSeq and is a predicted model, not a curated record. Gene Ontology annotation, cellular component: chloroplast thylakoid membrane. The transcript has 3 exons. NCBI's taxonomy places the organism in Eukaryota, Viridiplantae, Streptophyta, Magnoliopsida, Fagales, Fagaceae. Gene Ontology annotation, biological process: thylakoid membrane organization. The coding region runs from base 113 to 763 and encodes 216 amino acids.
AGAUUUUUAUUGCAGGUCAAAGACAAAGAGAAACCUAUUUUCUACUGCUUUUGAUAGUUCAUAGACAAAGGAAAAAGUGAGAAAGAAAAGAGACAGAAAAGUUAAGAGAGAAAUGAGUAGUGGGGGUUUGGGUUCAGCAGCAGCUUCCUUACAAAGCUGCUUUUCACCAACCACCAGCAGAUAUAGUAGUUAUUCCUAUGCACCCACCUCACUCAUUCCUCGUACCUUGUCUUCCCCAAAUCUCAAGCUCAAAGGUCUCAGAUUUUCUGGACCCAAAGGAAGUCGAAUAUACAGCAAUAGCAGCAACAGACCUGGUGGUGCUGAUGGUGGUUCUGCCUCUGGUGAUAGUGACAGCAGAGGUGUUCUGGAUGCAUUUUUCUUGGGAAAAGCUCUAGCAGAAGCCUUAAAUGAACGUAUUGAGUCUACAGUUGGAGAGUUUUUGAGUGCAGUUGGUAGGCUGCAAGCUGAGCAACAAAAGCAAAUACAGGACUUCCAGGAAGAUGUGUUGGAAAGAGCCAAAAAAGCUAAGGAGAAAGCAGCAAGGGAGGCCAUGGAGGCACAAGGACUAGUUCCGAAGUCUACUAUAGUAGAUACAACACCAGCAACUGAUAGUGUUGAUUCUGUUACUGCAUCAUCAACGGUCAGUGAGAUUAGUGCUGCAAAUCCAUCCUCAUUGUCGAGUCCGACUACCCCCAUGUCCCAGCCAGAUAGAGGUCCUGCUGAUAAGCAGGAACCUGCUUUAGGGGUGUCAAAUGAUGACUGAUUUAUGAGUGUAACCUAUUCUAGAAUAUAAUACAAUAAAUUUGUCUUGUGAUAUAGUUCACCCCACUUUUAAUAAUUGUCUAGUCCACUAAAUAACUACUCAAGUUUGAUUAUGCCAAAAGAAUGGGCCAAACACGAGGAACUCCAUGAAUCUGAUCAGCUAUCUAUACUAGAUGGUUUUUAUACUAAAA